This is a messenger RNA of Aphis gossypii (cotton aphid), 5635 nucleotides long. RefSeq names its product CD109 antigen-like. NCBI's taxonomy places the organism in Eukaryota, Metazoa, Arthropoda, Insecta, Hemiptera, Aphididae. The transcript has 27 exons. Gene Ontology annotation, cellular component: extracellular region. The record is from RefSeq and is a predicted model, not a curated record. Gene Ontology annotation, molecular function: endopeptidase inhibitor activity. Bases 280 to 4713 code for a protein of 1477 amino acids.
CGGUGAAAUUACUACUAGCGGACGAACCGCGGUCGUCGUACAACCGCAGCACGAAACGAUCUUCCGAAGACGUCGCACGCACGUUUACCAGUACCAUUAUACGUCUGUCCAUAACGCGUUUUUUCCCAACAACCGGAGUCGCAUCUAAUUUUUCCAGCAGUUCGUCUUUGGAUUACACGGAUAACUACUGACUACGUCUAUCGCGUCCCGGACGGCUAUGCGCUGCUGAUAGAGGCGAUCGCAAUAACCACUAGCCGACCAGCCACGAAAAACUACCAAAUGGAACCGAACAUGUGUAUAACAUUAUUGUGGUGUUUGGCAUUCGCCACGUUGACCUUCGGACAAACAGAUGUCAAUGGAUUUUAUACCAUUGUGGGUCCGAAGAUAUUGCGGCCAAAUUCGGAGUAUCACGUAGCAGUGAGUACCCAAGGAACAACAUCACCAACCACAGUAGUCGUGGACGUCGGUGGCAAACAAGAUAGUGGGGGCGUUUUGAAAGUCACACAAUUUGUUAAAGUCGAUCCAUUUUCAACGAGAAUAGUACGGCUCGAAAUCGGUGAUGUCGGACCGGGUAAUUACAAUCUAACUGCUAGAGGUUCGGGUGGCUUAGAGUUUUUUAACACCACAACACUCGAAUACGUUCACAAGAGUUAUUCGGUGUUCAUCCAAACUGACAAAGCUAUCUACAAACCAGGACACAAAGUGCAGUUUAGAGCGAUUGUAUUGAAUUACCAUUUGAAACCGACUGUUACCGGAGCUUUGGACAUUUACAUCACGGACGGUCAAGGCAAUCGUGUGAAACACUGGAGCAGAGCAUUAACUACUCGGGGAGUAUUUUCUUCAGAACUUCAAUUAUCCGAGUCACCGGUGCUUGGUGAUUGGAACAUUGUCGUCACCGUACUGGAUCAAGUAUUUCACAAAUCAUUCUUAGUGGCCGAAUAUGUUUUGCCCAAGUUUGAAGUGACCAUCGACAUGCCUGAACAUACCACAUUCAAACAAUCCGUCGUGUCUGCUACUAUUCAUGCUAAAUACACAUAUGGUAAGCCCGUUAAAGGAGAGGCCACUAUUUCGGUAUACCCGGAAUACUACAGUGAUGUCAUUCAGCCUAUAUAUCAAAACCCGUUGAGAAAAGUUAUACCAAUUAAUGGCAAAGCGGUUGUGCAAUUUGAUGUUGUUAAAGAUCUCAAUCUUAACGACGAGUUCAAACGAAUCAUCACUUUCGACGUUACUGUCGAAGAAGCUCUAACGGGUAGAUCUCAGAAUACAUCGGCUAACAUCAUAUUUCAUAACCACAAGUACAAAAUGGAACUCAUCAGAACUUCAGAAUACUUUAAACCCGGACUCAAAUAUACGGCUUUCAUUAAAAUGAGUCACCAUGAUGGCACUCCGGUAUACGAUGACAGAAAUCCGGUUAAAGUUUGGCACGGAUUCUCACAUGAGACCGAAAAGUUAGAAGAAAACAAACUCAUGUUGCCAAGAAAUGGUUUGAUUCCAUUAGUCUAUUAUCCACAGAUCAACGCAUCAGUGAUCGUCAUUGAAGCAGAAUAUUUGAACCAGAGAGAAUCGCUAUCUACGAUUUUACCGGCGCACUCAACCAGUAAUACGUUUUUGCAAGCUACCGUUCUAACCGAACGUCCUACGGUCAACAAAGAUGUUGAAAUACAAGUUAACUCAACGGAGAGUUUGCAGUAUAUAACUUACCAAGUUCUGGGCAGGGGUGAUGUAAUCGUGGCUAGUACCGUGCAGAUUCCUAACGCCGGCCAGCACACAGCCGUUAUCCGGUUCUUGGCUACGUACGCCAUGGCACCCACCGCCCACGUGAUAGUGCAGUUUGUCAAGGAUGAUGGCGAGGUAGUUGCUGAUGCCAUCGACGUAGAACUUGAUGGAGUGUUACAGAACUACAUUAACGUGGACGUGAGUCGCGACGAGGUAGAACCUGACACCUCAGUGGAUAUAAAUUUUGAAGCCAAACCAAAUUCGUACAUAGGCGUAGCUGGAAUCGACCAGAGCGUUCUGUUACUGAAAACCGGUAACGACAUAUCCCACGACAACGUAUUAGAUGAACUUAGAACUUACGACAAUGGUGAACAUUCCAAUUACAUGCCGUACCUCAGAGAUUCGUUAGAUAGACGUUCAAUGUUUUGGUGGCCUGGUUCGUAUACUGCUCACCAAGCAUUCGAUAAAUCUGGAGCUACUAUACUGACCAACGCCUACGUCAAUGAUUAUAAUCCUUGGGUGGUGUCGACCGGCCAAAGUCCAAAAUUAGUGGUUCAGUUCCAGUCGUCUGCCCAACCGGUUGUGAAACCGUAUAUCGGGCCGGGCGCCGUUGUACAGCCAGUAACGCGGCCGCCACUGGCCGGCCCAUACGCUUUCUCGCGCAUACCGGCACCAGUGUGGAACAAGCCACGCGUCUUCUUAACACACGCCCUUCAGGACACUUGGCUAUUCACUAACUUAUCCACAUGGCAAGACGGAAGAGCUUCCAUGAAAUCCACGGUGCCAGAUACUAUCACAUCAUGGGUUAUCACUGCGUUCUCGGUCGACUCGCUAUACGGACUUGGUCUUCUCGACUCCCCCAAAAAGUUAAAAGUAUUUAGACCAUUUUUCAUUUCCGUCGACUUACCAUACUCUGUGAGAAGAGGUGAGUUUGUUUCCAUACAGGUUGUAGUGUUUAAUUACCUUAACAAAGACGUCACAGCUGACGUGACUCUAGAAAAUAUUGGUCAGUUUGACUUUGCUGACACCUCCAAUGAUGUCCGAGAUUCAAAAUUGGAAUUGUAUAAACGAAAAUCCUUAACAAUAAAAUCCAAUAGUGGAAGCCCAACAUCGUUCCUAAUACAAACCAAAGAUUUAGGUUACAUCAGUAUUAAGUUGACUGCUACUAGUAAAUUGGCUGGCGAUGCUAUAGAAAAGAAGCUAUUGGUCAAGCCGGAAGGAGAGACCAUUUAUAAAAACAAAGCGAUCUUCGUUGAUCUCAGGAAAGAAUCAUCGUUUGAAAAGAACAUUACUUUAGACAUACCGAGCAAUAUUGUACCAGAUUCUGAAUUCAUUGAAAUUGGAGCAGUUGGUGAUAUUUUGGGACCGAGUACAAUGAACUUAGCAUCUUUGAUCCAAAUGCCGUUUGGAUGUGGUGAACAAAACAUGUUGAAUUUCGUACCCAAUAUUGUCAUUCUUGAUUACUUGAAGAAUACGAAACAAUUGACUACUGCUGUCGAAACAAAAUCCUUGAAAUAUAUGGAAACAGGAUACCAACAAGAAUUAACGUACCGCAGAUCAGAUGGCUCCUUUAGUGCUUUCGGAUCAGCAGAUGCCAGUGGUAGUACAUGGUUGACCGCUUACGUUGUCAAGUCAUUCAGACAAGCAAUGCCAUACAUACCAAUUGAAGAAAAAAUCAUAAUUGAGGGCCUACAAUGGUUAUCCAACAAUCAGGCAAACAAUGGUAGUUUUCCAGAAGUGGGCUAUGUAAGUCAUAGCGAUAUUCAAGGAGGAUCCUCCAAAGGACUGGCGCUUACCGCCUAUACACUUAUUGCAUUCUUGGAAAAUCAAAAGGCCACUCCAGUUUACCGCAACACAAUUAAUAGAGCCGUAGAUUAUUUAGUAAGAAACUUACCAGGGGUAGAAGAUCCGUACGCUAUAGCCAUUUGUUCGUAUGCAUUGCACUUAGCUGAUCACCCAGAGAAAAACGUCGCUUUUAACCUACUCGAAUUGAAAGCUAAUACUGUUGAUGGAAAAAAAUGGUGGAAACGUAUGGACCGUGCUAAUGAUAAAAAAAAUCCUUGGGUCCAAGAGCCUAAUUCGGUUGACGUAGAAAUGACCGCGUACGCCUUAUUAACCUAUUUGCAAAGAGGUCUUGUAGAAGACGGUCUACCUAUACUGCACUGGUUGGUGUCUCAACAGAAUGAACAAGGAGGGUUCGCUUCUAGCCAGGACACGGUGAUAACGUUGUACGCUCUUUCUCAAAUGGCCGAACGAAUUACUCCAAGUAGUCUUAAGUUAUCUGCCACAUUUUCAUACAUGAAAAAUGGACAAUCCGAACUAAAAGUAACCAAAGAAAAUGCCAUGGUGUUACAGUUAAUUGAACUCCCAAAACGCACUCGCGUCUUGAAUGUGACAGCCACUGGUACCGGAUUCGCCGUCAUCAAAGUGUCUUACAGAUACAACGUAAACGUUACUGGUGCAUGGCCACUAUUUUCGCUAGAUCCUCAAGUAGAUAAAAACUCGGAUGCCAAUCAUCUGCAGCUUUCAGUCUGUUCAGGUUUCCGAGGAGGCAAUGACAGUAACAUGGCCGUAAUGGAAGUGACACUACCCUCGGGUUUUACCGUGGACAAUGACGCGUUGCCUAGCCUCCGAUUAUCCAACAACAUCAAACGCGUAGAGACCAAAGAUGGAGAUACCGUCGUCAUGUUAUACUUUGACAAGAUGAUGGCUGAAGAAUACUGUCCAACUAUAUCAGCAUUCCAAACCCACAAGGUAGCCAAUCAAAAACCAGUACCUGUCACUGUUUAUGAUUAUUACGACCAGUCGAGGCGCGCCAGAGUUUUCUACUCACCAUUAAAGGCGACUCCAUGUGAAAUCUGCGAAGAUUCUGAUUGUUCCAAAAUGUGCAUGCAAACCGAUAAUCCCAAGUCCGGAGCUUCGUCGUAUUUCCGUAACAGUUUGCAGUUGACGAUCGUCAUCAUUUCAAACAUCUUGCUCGUUCAAUAUUUCAACUAAUAUUACGCGCAUAAAAUAUCUUUCCAUUUUUUUUUUUUAUAUACAUUAUAUUAAUUUAUAAGCAAGCGUAGUAAAGAGGAAAAUAAAUCAGUAGAUUUACACAAUAUUCCUAUUUUGUCCAACAUAAUAUUAUUUUAUAUUUUCAAAAACUCAACACUUUUUUUUUUGUAUGUGUGUAUUCACUUCAAGUGCAAUUUACAUAAUACUAUUACGGUUUAUUUUUUAUUACAAUGUUUGAAUUUCCAUUAACUUAUUGCAUUGUGUAUUGUUUUAAACAUUAUUAUUAUUAUUAUUAUAACCAUAAACAUAUAUUAUAUACAAACUUUUUCGAAACAAAAAUAGGUAGGUAGAUACUUCUGAACAAAAUUUAAAUAAUAAUUCUAUAUUUUAUACUACAGACUGGCCUACGGUUAUAAUAUUAUACUGCAUGCAAUUCUAAUCAAAUACUCCAAUACUCCUUACAUUAUCAUAGGCAAGUAUUUUAAUUUAUAGUAUUAUUAUUAUUGUUUUAUUAUUAUUAUUAUUAUUUUUUAAUGAUAUUUAAUUUGUAUUACUAUAUACAAUAUAGAUGUAGCUGACAUACCUAACUAAUACCUAUAAAUAUAUAAUAUUACUAUUUUAUAAAAGUAAAAGAAAUUUUAAAUCAAUUUAUAGUAAUUAGUAAUAAUGAACCUUACAUAUAGUAAACCAUUAUAUAUAUUAUAUCCCGUGAUUCCAAAUGAAAAUCCAGUAAAUAACAUAUAAUGUAAUUUUUUUUUUCAUUAAUAUAAAGACUGACUGACAGAUAUUAUAAAUACUAUCAAAAUAAACAAUCGAUCGUGUAGGUAAUUACUAAAUCACUAAUUAUUAUAACCAGUUUUAUUGUUUGUAAAUACUAAAUUGAAAUGGUACUUAUAAUAAAUAUAUAAAUAUUUAUAAAUAA